UCAGAGAAGAAAUAGAAGAAAAUAUUGAUACAAGUGCAAUCAGUCAUAAACUUCUCAUUAUUGAUACAAUGACAUAAAGCAGCUUCGUGAUAUCAAGAAUCAACAAAGCAGCGAUAAAAGUCUCAUGAAAAGAUGAAGAUAAUGGCAGUUUUAAAAUAAAUAAUAAAAAAAUAUCAAAAUAUUUUAUCUGCCCGAGUAUAAAAACGACGUAUCGACACGAUUACAGAAGCAGUUGGAGAAGUGAUUUGGAAUUAUAAAGGAAAAAAUAAUUAAAUUAAAGUGUCUGAAAAUAGUGUCUCAGAAGAAGAAAAAUUAAAAAGUGUGAAUUACUUACACAUUUUUGUGUAAAAAAAAUAUUAAAGAAGAUAAAAAUCCAAUAAAAAACACAAAAAAAUGAAAUCCCGAAGAAAUUUUGCUGUGAUAUCUCGAUCCACCGUCGCAUGUUUGGCUUUUAUGCUCGUUGCUGUCUCACACGUGAGCACAUUGGAAAAUGGCUUGGCACGAACCCCGCCAAUGGGAUGGCUCUCAUGGGAGCGUUUCAGAUGUAACACGGAUUGCGAAGGAGAUCCAGAGAAUUGCAUAAGUGAAGACCUUUUCCGCACAAUGGCAGAUUUGGUUGUCUCCGAAGGUUACGCCGCUGUCGGUUACGAGUACAUCAACAUCGACGAUUGUUGGUUGGAAAAGUCUCGAGGCCCAAAUGGUGAAUUAGUUGCUGACAAAAAACGUUUUCCUCAUGGCAUGAAAGCUCUUUCGAAUUACAUCCACGCAAAAGGCUUGAAAUUCGGAAUUUACGAAGAUUAUGGAAAUUACACAUGCGCCGGAUAUCCGGGAAUUUUGGGAUACUUGCAACAAGAUGCUGAAUUAUUUGCUUCAUGGGAUGUUGAUUUCGUGAAAUUAGAUGGAUGUUAUUCGCUUCCGUUAGAUAUGGACUAUGGAUAUCCCGAAUUUGGGCGUCAUUUGAAUCGCACAGGAAGACCAAUGAUUUAUUCUUGCAGUUGGCCUGUUUAUCAAAUUUAUGCCGGAAUUAACCCAAAUUUCUCUUCGAUCAUCGAACAUUGCAAUUUGUGGCGUAAUUUUGAUGACAUUCAAGAUUCGUGGGCAUCGUUGGAGAGCAUCAUCGACUAUUAUGGCAACAAUCAAGACAAUAUUGCUCCCAAUGGAGGUCCCGGGCAUUGGAAUGAUCCUGAUAUGUUAAUUAUCGGCAACUUUGGUCUCUCUUACGAGCAAUCCAAGACACAAAUGGCUUUGUGGGCAAUUUUAGCAGCUCCAUUGUUGAUGUCAGUCGAUCUUCGUACAAUUCGUCCCGAAUAUAAAGCCAUUUUACAGAAUAAGGCAAUCAUCGAUGUCGAUCAAGAUCCUUUGGGCAUCCAAGGACGACGCAUUUACAAACACAAAGGCAUCGAAAUCUGGUCGAGACCCAUCACGCCAAUUUAUCAAACGUAUUAUUCGUAUGCAAUUGCCUUCGUUAAUCGACGCACUGAUGGAACUCCGAGCGAUGUUGCUGUCACGUUGCGCGAAUUGGGACUCGUAGCUCAAACUGGAUACAGAGUCAAGGACCUUUAUGAAGACGUCGAUUACGGAAUUCUCAGCCCAAAUACCAAAAUCAAGGUUAAGGUUAAUCCAUCAGGCGUUGUUAUCUUGCGAGGCGACGUUCAACCCGAGAGAUUUUCGAAGAGACCUUUCGUUAAUCCCGUAAAUUAUUUCCGAUACAAUCAAAAGUAAAGAAAAAAUUAUGGAAAAUUAUGAAAAAUUAACAACGACGACGGAUUUUUAUAAAAAAAAAAUUAAUUCUGUAGAUUUAAGACAAAAAAUUAGUUUUAGUGAAAAAACAUUCCACAAAAAGUUAUUAAUUUAUGAAGACUUUCUUCUACUUUUCCUAUAAAAAUGUAAUUCAAGAGCUGCCAAUGCACGCAAAACUCGUUAGAGUUUAUCUUUUGGGAAAUUCGGCCUUUCGUUUCUUAGAAAAUUUUUUUUUUGUUAAAAA
Culicoides brevitarsis is the source of this 1984-nucleotide messenger RNA. RefSeq names its product alpha-N-acetylgalactosaminidase-like. The coding region runs from base 394 to 1722 and encodes 442 amino acids. The record is from RefSeq and is a predicted model, not a curated record. Gene Ontology annotation, molecular function: alpha-galactosidase activity. Gene Ontology annotation, biological process: glycoside catabolic process; oligosaccharide metabolic process. Gene Ontology annotation, cellular component: cytoplasm. NCBI's taxonomy places the organism in Eukaryota, Metazoa, Arthropoda, Insecta, Diptera, Ceratopogonidae. The transcript is spliced from 7 exons.